AUGAGGUGUUCCGCAUCUCUUGCGAAAGGUGGGAAUCAGCGUGAACUUGCCCGCCAAAAGAACCUGAAGAAGACGCAGGAGAUCCACAAAGGGAAAAGGAAAGAGGAUAGCUUGUCUGCUUCUCAGAGAAAACAGAGAGACUCUGAAAUCAUGCAGCAAAAACAAAAAGCGGCUAAUGAAAGGAAGUCUCUGCAAGCGGGAGCAAAGUGAACUGCUUCUAUGGAGGAGAUCUGAUGAGUGCAUCGAUGAAGCUAAAGGGCCUAGAAGAUCAGACAUUUAUAAAAAUGCCCAGCUAUUAAAUGGUUAAAUGUUUAUCUUCUACUUGCAGACUUGUUCAAUUUGCAUUUCUUUAGAGUAUUUUCAGGUUAGUGUAGGCUUAGUUGUCUGAAGUAUUUCAAAACUGACUGUACUCUUCUGCAUGCAUAUAAGUAAUGGUACCAAGCAAUAGCUUAACUCCAGCUUUGUUGCAAUUGUUGGUUUCACUUAAUGGUUCCAGUAAUAAUGGAUUUCUGAAUCUGCAGUUAGACCAGACUUUCUUUUCUUGACUUCUUAAAAGAACAACUCCAUUCAGAAUGGAACAUACUUGUAAAAUGUGCUUGAACAUAAAGGUCUGAACUGUAAAUCUCAUCUUAAAUUAUUUUUACAAUAAAAUGUUGCAUGAAAUACUGUCUAA
This is a messenger RNA of Struthio camelus australis, 673 nucleotides long. The record is from RefSeq and is a predicted model, not a curated record. NCBI's taxonomy places the organism in Eukaryota, Metazoa, Chordata, Aves, Struthioniformes, Struthionidae.